AUCUAGGAAAGAAAUCGGUCGAUUCUAGGAAAAAGGAACCAAGCUCAACUAGGUAAUUGGUGCAUCCGCUUGAGUACAUACUUGAGACGACUCAAAUCAAGAAAAUUGCAAGGCGAACUUCAGUGUUUCUGCUCUCUAAGCAAUCUAGCAGCUUCUUCUGCCCCCUCUGCCGCAUCAGCUGCGCACAGCCGUUUUGCUGAUCAAGUGCGGAAAACCGAGAAAAAAGCGUGUCUUCUCAAAGAGCUAACGCAGUCAGGAGGCAUCACGAAAACGACGUUGUCUGUAAAGGCAAAAGCGACACUGACGGGAUUCAAUUAUGACGCUCGCAACAGAGUAUUAUAACUAAGAGAGAUCAUCGCUUGCUAUUGCUCAGUCGUCGAUGUCUAAGGGUUUCUCACCCUAAUUGGGUUCGAAUCCUGCUCGUCCUCGAUGUUUACUAGUGCUGCUUCAUACUUAUUAGAGCAGUGUUACAUUAAUUACUAUCUAAUGAGCACGACUUCAAUCUAGACUCUACGUCCAGCAGUAACAUAUCUUCAUCACCCUCAUUAUCGUCUAAUUCAGUGCAGGACUGGCGACUCUCGGAGCUGACAUUCACAUCCUUUUGCCGACUAGCUCAGCUGCUGAAGCAAAGAGCGGCUAUACGAAAUACCAUCUUCUGAUCCUAUGGUUUCCUCAUCGAAAACUGAAAAUGACCGAGUUACAGACUGAAAUAAGGUGCGAGGUAGCUCUGACAGGGCUACUCUUCCUUGUUCAGUAUCUCGCUUAUAAUUUUCAGUAGUUACUCGCUUAUUUCAGUUUAUCGAUGAAUAUUUAUCUAAUCGGAGAGUUGAUAAAGACGCAAUUUUCCGUGUAUGGCGAAAUGAAGGAGAUCAAGGAGAUUGCGCACUUCGUCAAGGAGAACAUGGACGAGACGCAAGGCAAGCAGCUCUUAAACGAAGUAGAGCAUUUUGAUAGAAUUUAUGGAAAGGUCAAUGGUCACGAUGGAUGAAUGAAUUUGAAUGUAAUGACUGGAGCGCGAGGAUGAAUGAAUGUAAACGAACUGUCGUAGGGUUAUUCGUUGUGAUUUAAGUAGGAUACCGACAAAGGAAUGGUCCGCUCCCUAGUAUUAUCCGAGAUAUUGAUUACACCUUCUCGUUCUCGAUCUCGGCCGAAUGUAUGCGGUGAUCUAUGUCUAUCAGUACCAAUCUCUAAUUUUCGGUCGACCGAUUUGCUGGGGUAAUGGCAGAUUUAGGACUGUGGACGUUCAUGCUGAAGGCGCGCGAGUUUGACACGUCCGGUGCGGACCUUAUUUUCUUAGACCCACUUACUGGAGCAGUUGGCGAGAUAAGUCGAAAAUUCCUGCAUGAUAGCAAUUAUGACUGGGUUUCGAUUUCAGUACUAGCGUGUUGCUUGUGUUAGGGUUGGUCUUGAACCUAGGAAAAAGGGGCCUCUAGACAAUCGCAAUUAUGAUGCGCUUGAAUAUAAGCCAUCUGCUCUUUUCUCUCUAAGUUACAGGAAACAAGCUCGAUUUGGUCGCACCUGCGCGAGUAGACGAUCCAGAGGCGAAAAAGCUUCUCAUAGACACAAUCACCACUGUUCUACGACAGCUUACUGGAGAAGAUCAGACAGAUUCGCAGCAAGAGACCUGACAUUUUUGAGCAAUACUGCUGCUGGCAGUGUUUGAAGCGUAUAAUACUAUGGGUUUGCGGAAGGCGACAACUCUAGCAGGACCUUAAGUGAAGGCGUAGUCGAGGCAACCUACCUUAUCGUCAUCCUAUCCUAACUUUUGUUUUUUUCACAGAUUCUUUUUCGUGAAGUAAGCACGUACAGCUACAAACAUGUAGAGCUUUUUUCCCCAUAUUACAUAUGAUCAUACAUGAUGCCGUAGAACAUCCACUCGUAGUUCUUUUGUGUGUUUCGAAAUUCUCGUGCGACCUGCAUUUUCGCCACCAAAUUGUUGACGUUGAGACAUUAACUACUACUACAUGAUGUUGUAGAAAAAACUGCAGAAACGAGGAAUUGUGGUAUAGUAAGACGAAAGAGGUUUCACACCAGG
Messenger RNA from Amoebophrya sp. A25, 2035 nucleotides. Lineage: Eukaryota; Dinophyceae; Syndiniales; Amoebophryaceae. The record is from the annotation of a GenBank genome assembly.